Molecule: messenger RNA, 1584 nt
Organism: Knipowitschia caucasica
Lineage: Eukaryota; Metazoa; Chordata; Actinopteri; Gobiiformes; Gobiidae
Source: the annotation of a GenBank genome assembly
AUGAGCGAGAGGAGCGAGAAGAGAGAGGAGCGAGAGAAGCGAGAAGAGAGAGGUGCGAGAAAAGAGAGGAGCGAGAAGGGAGAGGAGCGAGAAGAGAGGAGAGAGAGGAGCGAGAAGAGUGAGGUGCAAGAUGAGCGAGAACAGAGAGGAGCGAGAGGAGGGAGAAGAGAGAUGAGCGAGAGGAGCGGAAAGAGAGAGGAGCGAGAAGAGAGAGGUGCGAGAAAACAGAGGAGCGAGAAGAGAGAGGAGCGAGAGGAUCGAGAAAAGAGAUGUGAGAGAAAAGAGAGGGGCGAAAAAAGAGAGGAGCGAGAAAUGAGAGGAGAGAGAGGUGCGAGAAAAGAGAGGAGUGAGAAAAGAGAGGAGCGAGAGGAGCGAGAAAAGAGAGGUGUGAGAGGAGUGAGAAAAGAGAGGAGCGAGAAAAGAGAGGUGCGAGAGGAGCGAGAAGAGAGAGGAGCGAGAAGAGAGAGGAGCGAGAAGAGAGGACAGAGAGGAGCGAGAAAAGAGAAGCGCGAGAACAGAGAAGAGCGAGAGGAGCGAGAAAAUAGAGGAGAGAGAGGAGUGAUAAAAGAGCAGAGAGAGGAGCGAGAAAAGGGAGGAGCGAGAAGAGAAAAGGGCGAGAAGAGAGGAGAGAGAGGAGCGAGAAGACAGAGAGAGAUGAGCGAGAGGAGCGAGAAGAGGGAGGAGCGAGAAGAGAGGAGAGAGAGGAGCGAGAAGAGAGAGGUGCGAGAGGAGCAAGAAGAGAGAGGUGCGAGAGGAGCGAGAAGAGAGAGGCGUGAGAGGAGCGAGAAGAGAGAUGAGCGAGAGGAGCGAGAAGAGAGAGGUGCGAGAGGAGAGAGGAGCGAGAAGAGAGUGGAGCGUGAAGAGAGAGGAGCGAGAAGACAGAGGGGCGAGAAAAGAGAGGAGCGAGAAAAGAGAGGAGAGAGAGGAGCGAGUAGAGAGAGGAGCGAGAAGAAAGAAGGGCGAGAAGAGAGAGGUGCGAGAGCAGCGAGAGGAGCGAGAAGAGAGAGGCGCGAGAAGAGAGGAGAGAGAGGAGCGAGAAAAGAGAGGAUCGAGAAAAGAGAGGAGCGAGAGGACCGAGAGGAGCGAGAAAAGAGAGGAGCGAGGAGCGAGAAGAGAGAGGCGCGAGAAAAGAGAGGAGCGAGAAAACAGAGGAGAAGAGAGAGGAGAGGAGAGAGGAGCGAGAAAAGAGAGGGGCGAGAAAAGAGAGGAGAGAGAAGGGCGAGAAGAGAGAGGUGCGAGACGAGAGAGGAGCGAGAAGAGAGGAGAGAGAUGAGCGAGAAGAGAGAGGAGCGAGAGGAGCAAGAAAAGGGAGGAGCGAGAGGAGCGAGAAAAGAGAGGAGCGAGAAAAGAGAGGAGCGAGAAAAGAGAGGAGCGAGAAAAGGGAGGAUCGAAAAAAGGGAGGGCGAGAAGAGCGAGAAAAGAGAGGAGCGAGAAGAGAGAGGAGAGAAAAGAGAGAGGCGCGAGAGGAGUGAGAAGAGAGAAGAGCAAAAAGAGAGAGGAGCAAGUAUAGGGAGGAGCGAGAGGAGCGAGAAAAGAGAGGAGCGGGAGGAGCGAGAAAAGAGGAACGAGAAAAGAGAGGAGUGA